Morchella importuna is the source of this 1506-nucleotide messenger RNA. RefSeq lists its product as uncharacterized. NCBI's taxonomy places the organism in Eukaryota, Fungi, Ascomycota, Pezizomycetes, Pezizales, Morchellaceae. The transcript has 3 exons. The record is from RefSeq and is a predicted model, not a curated record. The coding region runs from base 1 to 1506 and encodes 501 amino acids.
AUGGUGGUGGAUGAGGUCAAGAAAGAUGAAGUAGAAGAAAAGGAAGUGUCCAAAGAAGAAAGUGAAAAGGUAAAGGAAAGGGAAGAAGAUAGGGACUCGGGCAUCGAUGUGGAGCUCUCAGACGCCGAAAAAGAUAUGGAACAAAAAGAAGUCGACGAACAGCUCUCACCUAAGGAGACUCCCGUCAAGGAGAAAGCACCGAAGAGGAUUAGUAUUGAGGAAUUGGUGACAUCAACCAAGUCAACUGUCAAGAAGGAGGAGGAGGAAGCAGACGAUGAGGAUGAUGAACCACCAAGAAGGUCAACACGUAGAAGGUCGGCAAAGCCUUCGAUUCUCCCAACAACUGUCGAGGAAGAGGAGGAAGAGGAGAAAGAGGGAGGCGAUCUAUUAAAGCGAAGACCAUCCAAGUCCACAAUUAAAGAAGAUGAUGAGGUAGAGAGCGAGAAGGAAACUGAGAAGGAAGAGAAGAAAGAAAAGAAAAAACUAUUACGACGCAAGGCUAAGGUCGAGGAGGCAGAUUCUGAGGUAUCCGAGAACGAAGAUGAGAAGAAGCCAAAGAAGAAGGUGGUCAAGGAAGAAGUAAAGGAAGUAAAGGAAGAAACAAAGGAAGAAGUAAAGGAAGAAGUGAAGAUUGAGGCAGAGGAGGAGAGAAAGGUGGAGAUCGUCGAGACAGACAAGAUGGAGGAGGACACAGAAGAGGUUCUACGUCACAUCUUGGAAGACACCGAUAUGAGCACAGACGAGGAUUACGUUCCAGCUGUCGAAGAACAGACACAACUAAUCAAAGAUUCGGUUAUUGUCGACAGCCACGCUGAAGAGGAUGUGACAAUGAGUGAAGACGAAGACAUGGCUGAGCAAAUCAUUGAAGACAUCAGCGCAGAACAACUACAGAACGAGGCUAAACAAGGGACUCAUCAGACAAACAAAGCAGAAGAGUCCAAAGACAUCGAGACCACUGAUGUAGUCGUCGAGGACUCUCCUCCUCAGGUCCCCACCAUUGAUGUCAAGAAGACAAUAAGGCGUCUAGUACUUGCGCCAUCAAGGUUGGAUGAGUUUGAGAUCACAAAAAUGAUUUCAUCAGCACCCAAAACCCCGAGAACACCUCGAAGCCCGAGUGUGUCUCGUUUCAACAUCACCAUGUCUAAAGCGCCCCGCAAGCUUGAACCUAUUCUCUCUCCCAGAAGGAAGAAGUUUGGCAAAUCCGAAGAUCUCACCCCUCAUUGGACGGCGAAGAGACUGGCCGCCAAAAAAAGACAUUUCCUGCCAUUCAACCCCGCAAAUAUCUCAAGACAUGCGUACAGAGAUCCCAUCAGCGAUGAGGAUCAUUUGACAACGCGCAAAAGCUUUUGGGAGGAUGAAGACGUAGAAGAUGUGUAUGUCGAUGACCAAUAUCUACGUAUGGAUUGGCCUCUUAAGACUUGGGGCGGCAACUGGAUGGCCGAAAACGGGGGUGCAUUGAUCGAGUUUUGUGUUAGGAAACUCGAGGGUUUCAACAUGGCUUGGUAA